CCGGAUGUUAGGCGAUGCGCCGGUCUCGGCCGGCUUGACUGUCCUUCGUGCAAAAGUUCCUCUUCCCGGUACCGAAGGGAAAACGGAGGACGCCACGUCUGGUUCCUCCGUCCCCGCGUUGGAAGCGGCGCCCCGUGGACCCGACAUGCCUCCCGGUUUCUGGUCCGGACAGCGAGGAGAAGAACGGUAGUCCGCGGUGACGUCACGCCCAGCUUUAGCGGUGACGUCACGCCCGGCCCCAGCCGCCCGGCGCGGCCCGCAGCGAUGGCGUUCUUCGCCAAGAAGAAGAAGUUCAAGUUCCAGACGCAGCUGACGCUGGAGGAGCUCAGCGCGGUUCCGUUCGUCAACGGGGUUCUGUUCUGCAAGAUCCGCCUGCUGGACGGAGACUUCGUGGCGACUUCUUCCAGACACGAGGUCCACGAGAACUGUGUUCGCUGGAGGAAGAGGUUCUCGUUUGUGUCCAAAAUGAGCGCCAACCCCCACACGGGGGUCCUGGACCCGUCGGUCUGCAGAGUGUCCGUCAGGAAGGAACUCAAAGGAGGAAAAGCGUACUCGAAGCUGGGCUUCACAGACCUCAACAUGGCGGAGUUCGCCGGCUCCGGCUCCACGGUGCGCUGCUGUCUGCUGGAGGGAUACGACACCAAGAACACGCGGCAGGACAACUCCAUCCUGAAGGUGACCAUCGGGAUGACCCUGCUGUCCGGAGAUCCCUGUUUUAAAACGCCUCAGAGCACUGCCAAGUGCAUCUCCAUCCCGGGACGAGAGCACACGCUGCAGCUGGACUGCAAGGGGGAGGGAACGGCCCAGCCCGGGCCGGCGGGCGGGGUUUCUCUGGGCCGAGCCUCCAAGCCACGCCCCUCCAUCGUCGGCUCAGGUCUCCUCGAGGAGUCCCAGUCGAGCCCGCUCGGCGCUGCAGAACUCUUCCAGUCGGGCCACUCUCGCACCUCCAGCUACGCCAGCCAGCACAGCAGGAUCUCAGGCUACAGCACCGAGCACUCCUGCUCCUCCAGCCUGUCGGACCUCACGCAUCGCAGGAACGCCUCCACGGGGAGCAGCGCCUCGGGGGGGUUGUGUUUCGCUUCCGACCCGACUGGAGACGGCGAGAAGGACGCCGGACGUCCCGAGAGACCCCCGAGACCCCCGAGACCUGUGCUGCCCUCCAACAGGCCCCCCAGGUGCAGACGCCGGUCCUCUGGUCCUUGUGUCGCCGUGGCCGACUUGGUCUCCGCGGGCGGCUACGAGCCCGUCGUCAUCGAGAUCCACUGA
This is a messenger RNA of Gasterosteus aculeatus aculeatus (three-spined stickleback), 1266 nucleotides long. NCBI's taxonomy places the organism in Eukaryota, Metazoa, Chordata, Actinopteri, Perciformes, Gasterosteidae. The record is from RefSeq and is a predicted model, not a curated record.